AUGGCGGCCGAAAAAUACUACAUCAAAGACGCUUUGACAAAACCUGCCAUUCACCACGAAUCUUUCCAGAAAUUGUGGGAGACAAAAUGGAAGAAACCUUGCGAAAUGGGUGUGUAUCCUUUUAUGUUCGGAAGCGUUCAGGACUUCGAACCAGUUGCGCAGGAGAUCAUUAAGAAAGGCUUAAAGGAACCCUACGACUGGGAUGAGUACGCCCAGAUGUAUUUCCCCAAAGCCGAAGAACUCACCCGGAUCGCCGAGGAGGCGGAGAGCGCGGGUGCAAGAGAAAAGGCUUCGGAAUACUAUCUACGCAGCUCCGCCGUCUAUCGUAUCUCUCGUUUCCCUGCGCCUCGAUCCGAGAAGCAAAAAUAUGCCUGGAAGAAGGGGACCGAAAUUUUCUACAGGGGCGCCGGCCUCAUGGAGCACCCGAUCAAAGAAGUUCGGAUUCCGCAUGCACAUGGCAUUCAGGGGGAGGGUGAUGUGGUUCCAGUCAACUUCCUCCUCCCUCCCGGCGCAUCACCAGAAAACCCCGCUCCUUGCGUCUUGAUCAUCACUGGUCUGGAUGGAUACCGUACCGAACUCGCCGUAUGGCAGCAGGGUUGGCUCCAAAAGGGAGUGGCUACCGUCAUUGCCGAGAUUCCGGGCACCGGAGACUCGCCAGCUCUUCGGCAAGAUCCCACGAGCCCCGAUCGUCAGUGGUCCAGCGUCCUGGAUUGGAUCGAUACACAGAAGGCAAUUAACAACAAGAAGAUCAUCGUCUGGGGCUUUUCAACAGGUGGAUAUUAUGCGCUCAGGGUGGCCCACACGCAUCAUGACCGAUUACUGGCGUGCAUCAGUUUGGGUGGCGGUGCGCAUCACAUGUUUGACCGGGAAUGGUUGGAACACGUUAACAAGCUGGAAUAUCCCUUUGACCUGGCCAACACGCUGACUUAUAAAUUCGGGUAUCCUGAUUUGGAGUCCUUCAUCCAGGAAGCAGGCAAGUUCUCGUUGCUGAACGACGGGACCCUGGAAAAGCCAUGCACGAAGAUGCUCCUGGUCAACGGAAACGACGAUGAGAUUUUCCCCAUUGAUGAUAUGUUUGUGGCCCUGGAACAUGGCGGACCCAAAUUGGCAAGGAUGGUCAAGGGCAAGAAACACAUGGGAGAGCCCGACAGUUUCUUCAUUAUCCUGAGAUGGAUUUACGGUCUAUUGGGAUUGUCUGGCAACAUCAUGGAUCAAAUGAAGUUGCUUCCAAGCCGAACGAAGUACUAG
This is a messenger RNA of Rhinocladiella mackenziei CBS 650.93, 1248 nucleotides long. RefSeq lists its product as uncharacterized. The coding region runs from base 1 to 1248 and encodes 415 amino acids. Lineage: Eukaryota; Fungi; Ascomycota; Eurotiomycetes; Chaetothyriales; Herpotrichiellaceae. The record is from RefSeq and is a predicted model, not a curated record. The transcript has 5 exons.